GAGAUCAUACACCAGCAAAGAACAAGCGGACAUCCAGCAUUAAAACAUUAAAGCUCAUCAGCUCAUCAGUCUUCUGUAGACACUCAACACGACAGAAUGGACCUUGGUUUGGUGCAGCUCUGCCUCCUCCUUCUGUCAGCGUGCGGCUUCAGCUCUGUGCUCAGCUGCAGAUGGAUAAAACACAAGUUUCAGCACCACCAUGGAGUCUCUUUGGAUCUGAUCAGAAAGAUGGGUGAGAAAAUCCAUAAUGACCAUGAGGAUGUCAACCCUAUCCCAUAUGAACUGAUCAAUAACCACAGAAGAGCAGAGCCUGAGAAACAGAUCCUGUUCGUCAUUCAGGCUCUGAUGGAGAUCACUGUCCUCUUUGACGAUGUCGUCGUCCCCUGGGAUGCUAAAAAACGGGAAGAUUUCUUAAAUGUCAUGCAUGAGGAGAUUGAUGGACUGCGCUCAUGUGGUGCUUACAAAAUGAAGAGGAACAAAAAGCUGCAUCUGUAUUUUGGAAGACUGAGACAAAUGACAGAACUGAACACGGAGGGUAGAGAUCAAAGCUGGGAGAUCGUCAGAAAACGGAUCAUAAGUUUCAUGAACCAGCUGGAGUUCUUCUCUCUCAACACUCAUGUUUAA
Molecule: messenger RNA, 624 nt
Organism: Sinocyclocheilus rhinocerous
Lineage: Eukaryota; Metazoa; Chordata; Actinopteri; Cypriniformes; Cyprinidae
Gene: ifnphi4
Product: interferon phi 4
Exons: 5
Coding region: 97-624 (175 amino acids)
Biological process (GO): response to exogenous dsRNA; defense response
Cellular component (GO): extracellular region
Molecular function (GO): cytokine receptor binding
Source: RefSeq, a predicted model, not a curated record